AUGCUGAGCACAAAGGAGAAGGCAGAUGAAAUGGUAUACAACAUCACUGGGCCUGAUCAAAAUAGGCCCAAGGAUUGGCAGAAUGCACUUCGAUCUCCCUCCUUCAAAACCCAACUCAUGAAAUUUCUGGCAGUUGAGUGGGCGAAUACAUCUUAUGCACAAUUACUUGCGAAUUUUGCUGUGUAUCUUGCAGUUGAUGACAAGUGCUACUGCUUCACUGCAUCCGAUGGUGAAGUCAGCAGAGUUACUGUUCCAGCACUAAGGUCCUUCCACGAAGAAGCUGACACCAGAAUGGUGUUUCACCUUGACUUCAUAGCUCAAGUGCAAGAUGCAGUCAAAAUAUCAAUUAAAAGUUUUGAGGGGACAAACUGCGAACUUGACGUUGACGAGUGUCUCAGUAACCCAUGUUAUUUCGGCGGCACAUGCAUUGAUGAAGAGAAUGGAUAUACAUGUCAAUGUCAGGACGGUUUUAUCGGUCCCAAUUGCGAAGCUGUCAUCAGACGCUGUCCGUUUAAUCCGUGCGGUUAUAAUGCAGUGUGCGAAUGCCCAGAAGGAAUGGCUGGGGCUUUGUGUGACAUCGUAAUCAAUGACUGCUACAGUGAUCCAUGCCAGAAUGGUGCAACCUGUGUGGACGGUGACUUUCGCUAUGACUGUGCAUGUGCUAGUGGGUACACAGGCAUUAACUGUGAAAUUGACACCGAUAUCUGCGAUCCCAACCCAUGUGUGCAUGGUGGAACCUGCGUUAGGUCGGUGUCUCCUCGGAAUCCAGAACUUGGUUACACUUGCUAUUGCCCGACUGGUUUCACAGGUGCAAGUUGUGAAGGAGACAUCUAUGAAUGCCGCUCUAAUCCGUGUCAGUACGGCGGUACAUGCGUCGAGAACACAAAUGGUAUACCAGGAUAUGAUUGUGACUGUAUGCCCGACUAUUGGGGCGUCAAUUGUCAGAUUUAUAAGUUUAGUUGUCUCUCUAAUCCUUGCCAGCAUGGAGGACAGUGCACAGAUACAGAGAAUGGUUACAUUUGUGUAUGUCUGGAUGGCUGGGAGGGCGUCAACUGUGCCCUGGACGUCAACGAAUGUCAGCAAGUCGGUACUUGUCAAAAUGGCGGACAGUGCGUCAAUUACGCUGGAACCUACCAAUGUGAGUGUCCGCCAGAAUGGAUGGGAGUUUACUGUGAGUUAGAUUACCCAGAAUGCCAAUCAGAACCAUGCCUCAACGGUGGAACUUGUGAAGAGUUCAUUGGCUCACAGUAUCUCUGUAAUUGUGCUGAGGGAUUCACCGGGGAUAAUUGCGAAGUGAAUAUUGACGAAUGUACGUCUAAUCCCUGUUUUAACGGUGGGACAUGCCAAGAUAUGGUAGAUUCUUAUAUCUGCUAUUGCCUUCAAGGGUUUAUGGGUGUACAGUGUACAACUAAUAUAGACGAGUGCGAAUCUAAUCCCUGUCAGAAUAGCGGCACAUGUAUGGACGAAGUGAAUGGAUAUACUUGUAUCUGUCCAGCGGGGUACAUCGGGAGUAAUUGUGAAAUAAACAAUGACGAGUGUGCAUCUAUGCCAUGUCAGAACGGGGCCACGUGUCUGGAUCUGAUCAACGAAUAUAUAUGCCUCUGCCCAUCAGGAUUACAAGGUGAGAACUGUGCUGACGAGACAGAUGAAUGUAUGUCUAACCCAUGCCAGAAUAAUGCUAUCUGCGUUGAUCAGUUCAACUCGUAUAGUUGUCAGUGCUUACCUGGAUGGACUGGCUUGCAUUGUACAAGUAAUGUUAAUGAUUGCUCUCCGAAUCCCUGCGUGUUUGGUUACUGUAAUGAUCAUUUAGGCUAUUAUACAUGCACAUGUGCACCUGGUUAUACUGGAUACAAUUGUGACCAAGAUAUCCAGGAAUGCUCGUCUAAUCCAUGUCGCAAUGGAGGAAUCUGCACAGAACCCCAACUAGAUCUCUACCAAUGCUCCUGCCCACAAGGAAUAUCUGGUAAGAAUUGUGCUAUCGUGAAUGUUGCAACCUUCACUGGUAAUGAAUAUAUCGCGUACCCGUCGAUACAAGAUCUUGUCAGGAUGCUGGGGAGUCAAGGAAGACGACGAAGAGCUCUUGGAGAGGACGAAUUGCUAACUAUCAACAUACAGUUCACGACUGCUGCAAGUGAUGCUGUUAUACUUUAUACAUCUGGGACACAAUCUGAUGGGUAUCCAGAUUACCUUGCCAUUGAGCUUUACAAAGGAUGUGUACGUGUCUCCUACGAUAUUGGAGGUGAAACAGUUGAAGUGACACUGGGGCAGACUCUGAAUAACGAACUUCAGCAUGCUGUCAUGGUAACCAUAAUUGGAGGAACGGCUUCUGUGAUACUUGAUAAUCGUAACUGUGGCCCUGGGAUCUGUUCGGCUACGCUAGCGACAAGUAGAACCGGAUUUCUGAGCCUGAAUGGUGUGAUGUAUGUGGGUGGUGUUGUUAUGGAUACUUACGCCAGAUCUAAGUUACGAGUCUAUAAUAACUACAUUGGUUGUCUAGAGAAUUUUAUCAUUAACGGGAACAGCAUCAGUUUGGAUUCUGAAACCUAUUCAAACUCUGUUAGCGGCUCGUCACCGUCCAGAAAGAAACGACAAGCUUUCACAUCGCCUACACCUGGUUGCCAAGUACAAUAUGGCUGCCUGUCUAAUCCAUGUCAGAAU
Molecule: messenger RNA, 2658 nt
Organism: Saccoglossus kowalevskii
Lineage: Eukaryota; Metazoa; Hemichordata; Enteropneusta; Harrimaniidae
Biological process (GO): Notch signaling pathway
Molecular function (GO): calcium ion binding; Notch binding
Source: RefSeq, a predicted model, not a curated record